Molecule: messenger RNA, 1332 nt
Organism: Amyelois transitella
Lineage: Eukaryota; Metazoa; Arthropoda; Insecta; Lepidoptera; Pyralidae
Product: chitin deacetylase 8
Exons: 6
Coding region: 47-1189 (380 amino acids)
Biological process (GO): carbohydrate metabolic process
Molecular function (GO): hydrolase activity, acting on carbon-nitrogen (but not peptide) bonds
Source: RefSeq, a predicted model, not a curated record
UCACUGAUUGAGUAUUUAAAUUAGUUGGUGAUUUAUAGACGCUACCAUGAAAGGAGUAGCGUUGUUGAUUUUGUUGCUGGUAGCUUUUACAGCUUCACAAGAGGAAUUGCCUCUGGCAGAUACUUGUGAUCCAGAAGCUUGCCAGCUGCCAGAUUGCAGAUGUUCAGGCACAUCAAUUCCUGGAGGGUUACAAGCUAGAGAUACUCCUCAGUUCGUCCUCCUCACUUUCGAUGAUGCGGUUAAUGUCGUCAACAUUGAAACCUACAGAAACACCAUCUACAACCGUAGAAACCGCAACAACUGUCCCGCUGGAGUUACCUUCUACGUCAACCAUGAGUACACCGAUUAUCAACUCAUCAAUGAGCUCUACAACAAUGGCUUUGAAAUCGCCUUGCAUUCUGUCAGCCACAUGACCAAUCAGACGUAUUGGCAAGAAGCGACAUAUGAGGAUAUGACCAGGGAAUUUGGCGAUCAAAUUAUCCAGAUGGCUCAUUUUGCUAACAUCCCCAGUGAUUCUAUUAAAGGAGUACGCAUUCCCUUCCUUCAAAUGACUGGUAAUGCAAGUUUCCAAGUCAUGGCUGACUUCAACUUGGAAUACGACUGCACCUGGCCUACUGUCUCCCACAUCAACCCUGGACUUUGGCCUUACACCCUGGACUACGCUUCUAUCCAAGACUGUAUCAUCCCUCCGUGUCCUAGCGCUUCUAUUCCUGGGCCCUGGGUCAUACCUAUGAUCACGUGGAGGGAUUUAAAUGAUACUCCCUGUUCCAUGGUUGACAGCUGCCUUGCUGUUCCUAGCACCGAAGAAGAGUGGUUCCAGUUCAUCCUGAGGAACUUCGAACGCCACUACUUCGGCAACCGAGCUCCUUUCGGGUUCUACAUCCACGAGUGGUACAUCAGGGCCUCCGUGAACCCUCACGUUGGCAGAGCCUUGAUCAGGUUCUUGGAUUUGAUCAACACUCUCUAUGACGUCUUUAUGGUUAACUCCCAGGAAGUGAUUGACUGGGUCAAGAACCCGGUGCCUCUCGAGGAGUACAUCCAGAGACCCUGCAAGACCUACGUGCCCACCUUCUGCCCCCCAGCCACUUGCCCCGUGGUAGCCGAGCAUAACGAGAACACCUACUGGAUGUCUAUCUGCAACGUCUGCCCACGAGUCUACCCAUGGCUCGGCAAUCCUCUUGGACAGUAAUUUAAUUAGUGAUAGUUCAAUUCAAUGUGAUAUUUAUUAAUUAGAGCGUAAAUUCCAAACAGCAAAUUACUUACUUAUCUGAAAUAACUUCAUCGACAGGCAUGUAUAAAUCAUUGUAAUUAAUAAAUUUUAUAAGAAAGUCA